UCGAGACAAAUAUUACGAAUAUACCAUUAAAAACAUCAAAAAGUAAGUAGGAAAUUAGUCAAAACUGCUGCCUAUUCCACAAAGAAAUACACAUCAUCUGCGUUAAUAGAGGAUUUCAUUUUUUGCAUAUCGUUAAAGGUGUUUCAAACUUACCAAACAAAAAAAAGAAGAGAAAAGAAACUCUCAUUUGAAUCGAUAAAGAAGUGCCGACUGCCUCUUUCUCAAAAAUCGAUUUUGCCAUUUCGUCGUGUAAAAAGUGAGCCGUGUAAAGUGUUUCGAUUUGGUUGAAAAUUAUUAAUUUUAUGGAAAAAUUCCAGACUCUGUUGCCUUGUAGAAAAGUUAAAUCACAUCAUUCAAUCCUGGCUACGCGAUUCAUCAUCAACCCUCCCUGCAUGCUGAAAUUAUUGGCAUAUGUGCAACGGUAAAAAAUGGCUUCACAGAACGAGAGCCAUGAAUUGUUCGAGGGAUGGAUUCUUGCGCAGACUCUUGGCGAGGGAGCUUACGGAGAAGUCAAACUGCUAAUCAACAAACGAAAUGGUGACACAAUUGCAAUGAAAAUGAUCGAUCUACUCCGGCAUCCAGACGCAACAGCUUCCGUGCGAAAAGAGGUUGGCAUCCAGAAAAUGCUGAACAACAAACACAUUCUCCGAUUGUAUGGCAAACGUACCGAGUGCGACGUUGAGUACAUUUUCUUGGAGUAUGCCGUCGGCGGGGAACUAUUCGAUCGAAUAGAACCGGAUGUGGGAAUGGAACGACACAGUGCUCAACGUUAUUUCAAGCAGUUGCUGGAGGGUGUAAUAUAUUUGCAUUCGAGAGGCAUCGCGCACCGUGACUUGAAGCCGGAAAAUCUGCUGCUCGACAAAAAUGACAAUCUGAAAAUAUCGGACUUUGGAAUGGCCACACUAUUCAGAGUGCAGGGAAAGGAACGACUGCUCGAUAAACGGUGUGGCACGUUACCGUAUGUGGCGCCUGAAGUGUUAGCCGGUUCGUACCGCGCUCAGCCAGCCGAUCUAUGGUCGUGCGGAAUUAUAUUGGUGGCUAUGAUCACGGGAGAAUUACCGUGGGACAAACCGGGCACCGAUUCGUCACCGUACAUCAAAUGGAAAAGCAACGAUCGUUGGACGACGAUUAUGCCGUGGCGGAAAGUGGACACGCUCGCCCUGUCGCUGCUUCGGAAGAUGUUGGAUCCGAAUCCGACAAAGCGUUUGGUGAUGGCCUCAAUCGUCGAUCACAAAUGGUGUAACAUGCUCUUUGAGAAUUCAGAUUACAAACACAAUCGCGACUGUACCGAUUCAUCGUCUCCCCGUGCCAAACGCCAACGUCAUGGUUCCAGCGACGACUGUAUCCAAUCGAAUUACGCCAGUUCACACGUUCAACAGUCGCAGCCGGCCCAUUCAGACUCGCGGCGAACAAACGUUGUACAAGACAUUGAAGCACGGUAUUCGUGCUUCUCGCAGCCGGCCAAUCUGGAUGAUCUGUUAUUGAAUUCUCAAAUGAAUCCGACGCAGAGCACCAAUCAGAACAUAUUCCAACAGUUGGUGCGUCGAAUGACAAGGUUCUUUGUGUCGACCGAUAUCGACACGUCAAUCAAACGAUUGUCAAAUAUCUUUGACCAUUUGGGUUUCACUUGGAAGAUCAACGAUUGCGGCAUGAUGUCAAUUUCGACGAUUGAUCAGCACAAAUUGCUGUUAGUGUUCAAAACGAAUCUGGUAGAAAUGGAUGGAAAUAUUCUGCUUGACUUCCGGCUAUCAAAAGGAUGCGGUUUAGAAUUUAAGCGACGAUUCAUUAAAAUCAAAUCAAUGUUGACUGAUGUUAUUGUUAAGGGACCUGUUACUUGGCCCAUUGCGGUCGCCACUCACUCGAUGCCUUAAAGAUUAGUAGACCUAGCCGAUUUACAAAUUUAAAAAAUAAAAAGUUUUUUUUAUUGACACUGAA
This is a messenger RNA of Bradysia coprophila, 1935 nucleotides long. RefSeq names its product serine/threonine-protein kinase grp (gene grp). Gene Ontology annotation, molecular function: protein serine/threonine kinase activity; ATP binding. Gene Ontology annotation, biological process: DNA damage checkpoint signaling; protein phosphorylation. Lineage: Eukaryota; Metazoa; Arthropoda; Insecta; Diptera; Sciaridae. Gene Ontology annotation, cellular component: cytoplasm. The record is from RefSeq and is a predicted model, not a curated record.